AUGAGAGGAGUCCUCACUUUACUCAGUCUGACGCUCUUUACUCUGGUAUAGAGUGGUCCAAUUAGUUUCACUCUUGGCAACAACUAAAUGAAAUGUUUUAAAGACGACCUAGCAGAAGGAACUAUAUUAGAUUUGUUUGUUGAGGUAUUUGCAAACAUUGCUCCAUUGAUUACUCCAGGGUCUAAGAGUGGCAUCAAGAUAACGAUAUUUGAUCCGAAUGGAAUUUAAAUAGAAAAAUAUACUUUGCAACAGGAAACUCACAAAGGUUACUAAAAGAUUCUUAAAACUUAGGGACUGCAUAGAAUUUGUGUGAGAGCUUCUAAGGCGUUGUUUAUUAGAGAUCCAAACAUGAAGUAUGAAGUCAGUUUGUAAAUUGAAGCUAAUUAUGCUCCAACCACUAAGGAGGUAGAGGAAUUGAAGAACAACCCAGGUUUGAAUCCAUUCUCUAACUAUGUCACCAAGGAUCAUAUUGAUAAGGUAGAUAUUGAAAUUGAUACAUUGCAAAAGAAGGCAUUAACUAUUCUUUAAGAUUAGAGACGUCAGUUCGAAAGACAAACCGAGCAUUAGAAGGAGUACGAGAAGUUCUCUUCAAACUUCGUCCUCUUUGUCUCCAUCUAGAUCUUAAUUAUCAUUGGCACAGUGGUCUGGUAGAUUCUCAGUCUCAGGAAGUUCUUUGUUUAGAAAAAUAUAUUCUGA
This is a messenger RNA of Stylonychia lemnae, 696 nucleotides long. Lineage: Eukaryota; Ciliophora; Spirotrichea; Sporadotrichida; Oxytrichidae. The record is from the annotation of a GenBank genome assembly.